UAUGUGCCCUGUGAGUUGGGGGAAUUUGUUGAUAGAACGAGAAAACAAAGGCAAACAGUCAUAGAAAAACAACAAAGGCGACUCUAAAUACCCAAUUAAAAAAUCGAAAAUCCAAUCGUACCGUUUGCGUUGCUCGCUCGACUAUUUGCCCCAUCAAUAUUUGUUUAUUUCGAAAGUGAAAAAGUGUAAGAUACGUACAUAGAAAAAUCUACAAAAUAUACAAAAAGCUAGUGAAAGUGAAAUAGAGUGAAUAAAAUCAAAUCAGUGCAAAAAAGCUGGAAACAAUGGCCACUUAUCAAAUGAACUUCAACCAGGACUUUACCUCAUUGUCCGUGUUGAGUUCCACGGGCCUUCGCCUGUACUCGAUAUCUGGCCAGGACAAGGUGGAGGAGAUAUUCGCCAAGGAUAACACAGAGCAGAUACGGAUUACGGAGAGGCUAUUCAACAGCUCCCUAGUAGUCCUGGUGACUGCCCAGAAGCCCAAUUGCCUCAAGAUGUUGCACUUCAAGAAGAAACAGGACAUCUGCAACUGCUUCUACCCGUCGGAUAUUUUGUGCGUUCGCAUGAACCGCCAGCGUCUGAUUGUCUGCCUGGCGGAGAGCAUACACAUCCAUGACAUUCGUGACAUGAAGAUCCUGCAUUCCAUCGACAACAUCGCCCCCAACGAGCAGGGCCUGUGCGCCCUCUCGCUCAACUCCCUCUUGGCCUUCCCCAUCUGUCAGACCAGCGGGGAGCUGCGCAUCUUCAAUGCGAGCAAGCUCCGUACUGGCAUCACGAUCAAGGCUCAUGCCACGCCCCUUUCGGCACUGACAUUCUCGACCAGUGGCACUCUGCUGGCCACCGCCUCCGAGCGUGGCACUGUCAUCCGGGUUUUCUGCGUCAAAAAUGGACAGCGGGUCCAGGAGUUUCGGCGAGGCGUGAGCUGCGUACGCAUCGCCUCGCUGGUUUUCGCGACCAGCGGCGACUUCCUCUGCGCCUCGUCCAACACGGAAACCGUUCACAUCUUCAAGAUCGACGCCCAGGCUGUGGAGACGGUGGAGCUGAAAGCUAUAGCCGAAGUAGCUGCCAAGUCGGAUGAGGCGAGCAAGGAGGCAGCGCCGGCUCCUUCUGCUGAGGAAGCCAACAGCACGGCCGCUCCUGCUGCUAGCUGGGGAGGCAUGUUCUCCAAAGCGGUGUCCUCGCUGCUGCUGCCUUCACAGGUGACUGAUGUUCUGGCCCAGGACCGAUCCUUCGCCACUGUGCAACUGGCACAGGCGGGUCUGAAGCACAUUUGCGCCUUGACUCGCGUGCAAAAGGAACUGCGCCUCCUCAUCGCCUGCGAAGACGGAUUCCUCUAUGUCCACGACUUUAAUGCGGAGCGGGGAGGAUCGUGCAAGCUUUUGGCUGUCCACGAUCUACGCGGUGCCCUUGAAGAUGUAAUCGAGCUUCAGUUGAGCGAGAGUGUGUUGAGGUCGCAAAUAAAGACAUCAUCCACGAUACCAGCCCAACCCUCAUCUCUGAACAUGCUGAAAAGCUGUGCAGCGAGUGUUCUCAUCGAGAAUCCUGAUCCGAUGCCAGACAACAGCUAUGCGAGUAUUCUGAGGGGUGAACAGGCGGAUGCCAUGUCAGAUUCCGCAAAAUUUCGCAAGCUGUGUGAUGCCAUCGAUACUCCAACAAAGCUGUACGAUGAGCGUCAGUUCCCUCCUGUAGCCAUUGCAGCCAAGGAUUGACCAAGCCGGCGGAGCCAGGAUAAGAUGAAUAGCAAAGUUAGCAAAAUCCCCAAAAACAAGAAAUAAGUUGCAAAAACCAGUCCUCCAAAGGGGGGAAGAGUGUGACUUAAGGUCUGACAAAAAAAAUAACAAAUACUCCUAAAAACGAAAGAAAAAAAAAAGUAUUUUAAUUUAUAUGUACCUAAUUUUAGUAUUUAAGAAUUUUCAAAUAUUCUUAAUCUGUAUAUAUGUACGUACCCUUUAAAAUGACGAUUUAACCGACUUGUACAAAAUGUUUACUUUCUGAUUAUUUCUCUUGUACCAUAUUGAUUAGAUUCUUCUCUUAUGAUCCAA
Messenger RNA from Drosophila bipectinata, 2042 nucleotides. It is a transcript of the gene Atg18b, whose product is annotated as Autophagy-related 18b. Gene Ontology annotation, biological process: autophagy of mitochondrion; protein lipidation; nucleophagy. NCBI's taxonomy places the organism in Eukaryota, Metazoa, Arthropoda, Insecta, Diptera, Drosophilidae. Gene Ontology annotation, cellular component: extrinsic component of membrane; cytosol; phagophore assembly site membrane. Gene Ontology annotation, molecular function: phosphatidylinositol-3,5-bisphosphate binding; phosphatidylinositol-3-phosphate binding; protein binding. The record is from RefSeq and is a predicted model, not a curated record.